Dunckerocampus dactyliophorus (ringed pipefish) is the source of this 3626-nucleotide messenger RNA. Its product is annotated as FH1/FH2 domain-containing protein 1. The coding region runs from base 209 to 1840 and encodes 543 amino acids. Gene Ontology annotation, cellular component: cytoplasm; cytoskeleton. The transcript has 9 exons. Gene Ontology annotation, biological process: cortical actin cytoskeleton organization; actin filament network formation. NCBI's taxonomy places the organism in Eukaryota, Metazoa, Chordata, Actinopteri, Syngnathiformes, Syngnathidae. The record is from RefSeq and is a predicted model, not a curated record. Gene Ontology annotation, molecular function: actin filament binding.
GGAAAUUAAGGGAAAGGGCGCAACUCAAAUAUAGCAAGACUCACACCGUCUCGCUCUCUCAGAUGGAGAAGGAGCUAAAAGGAUGGUUGCAAAGUCAUUAGGGCAAUGUUGAAGAUUGGAGGACUAAGAAAGGAACAGGUUCAGGGAUUCAUUGAAGAGCUGAAGGGGUUCGUCAGACAGAAGAAUACCUAAAUAUGUUGAACUGACCAUGAAAGAGUCGGACCAAACCAAGGACAGCCCCCUAAAGUGGGAUUGGUCCCUCAAGCCGACCACACACCUCUGCCUUAACACUUUAGACUUCUCGGACCUCUGGGAUGAGGAAGAACUGGACAGCACUGAAGAAGAAGAAACCAACUCAACAGAUGAGCAGUUUUGUGGCGUCCGAGUGCCUCCACCACCUCCUCCUCUUGAUGCAAGACUCUUCUUGGCUUCCACAAAGAGUGCUGCCAGUAAAUGUGUCACCCUGAAGCUUCACUGGAGGGCCCUGCAGAGUUUGGCCCCGCUUCCUAGGAGGACUCGCUUUGGAACUCAGACCAUUUGGGCUGGACUGGAGCCAGUCCAGUUGGAUACGGAGUGGCUGAAGUUACUGUUUGAAUCCAAGGGCAAGAGCGCCUGCUUGAGUGUCGCUUGUGGACAGCGGAAACAAGCAUCAGUGUCAGUGUUGGGGAUGAAGAGGAGUAACAACAUCACCAUCACCCUGAGCCGCCUGCCACCUCCACAUCUCCUCCCUCCUGCUAUAUACAGCAUGGACAGCAGUGUGCUGGACCGAGAGGACAUUCAGCGGCUUCAAACUCUCAUCCCAACCGAGGAAGAGCUCUGUCUGAUCAAGGAGGCUAAAACCCAAAACCCGAAUUGCCCUCUUGCCCCAGCUGAGCUCUGCCUUCAGGCUUUAGGGGAGAUCUCUCACCUGAGCUCCAGGCUUCAGCUGUGGGCCUUCGUGUUGGAUUAUGACUCUUUGGAGCAGGAGAUAGCCGAGCCACUCUUCCACCUGAAGCUGGCCAUGGAGCAGCUGGUAGCUAGCGAGACCUUCAGACACAUUCUGGCAACAGUGUUAGCCAUUGGUAACUUCCUCAACGGAUGUAAGGCUCGUGGUUUUGAGUUGAGUUACCUGGGCAAGCUGUCCCAGGUGAGGGACACACAUUCCCGCCAACCUCUGCUGCAUCAUGUCUGCGUGCUCCUGCUACAGCUCUACCCACAGUCCUCGGAUCUCUACUCAGACCUGACAGCGGUUAGCAAAGCUGGCAAGUGUGAUUACUCCCUGGUUCAAGCCAACCUAGACCACCUCGGGGACCUAUGCAAGGCUUCAUGGGAGCAGGUGAAGAUGUUGGAUAAAGCGAGGAAGUGUAACUCGGCAAAGGGGGAGAAGAGGCGACUAUUAAGAGGAGGAGGUGAUAGCUUCGGACCAGACAGUGUGCUCUGGCACAGGCUUCCACAUAUUCUGAGGGAGACUGAUGACAGGAUGAAGGUCCUGAGAGCAGUCCACCGCAGGGUUGUCAACAGGUUCCACUCAUUCCUCUUGUUCCUGGGCUACUCCAAAAUGAUGGCACGAGAAACCAGAGCUGAGGACUUUUGUAAAACCAUAAGUAACUUUUCUCUCGAAUUCCGGGCCGCUCGGCAAACCAUUCUGCUUCAGAGAGAGUGUGCAGCUGCGAGUACAGGUCCAAACACUCCUGCAAGAAGAGAAAAACCAUCUCCAACACUUGAAAGUGAGCAACACGGCAGGCUUGAGGCGGUUCUGAGAACACCUGAAUCCACAUCCAGGCUGGAUGUGACGCUGCCUCGACACCGCAGGAGGAUGCUAAAUAUCAAAGGUCCACUCUCAACUAAAUUGAAGCGUUGACCAUGCUGAUGGAAAACUAACCAGAUAACAGCAGUCUUAACAGCUAACUUGACAUCGAAAUUUGAGCGAAUUGAAGAAAAGGUUCAACAGUAUGUUAUUUGAAAGAAAAUGGGCAAAUUCUUGUCAUGGUUGUUCUUGUCACAUUAAAAAUUAGAGUAUAUUCAAAACAAGCAAUACACACUUCCGGCUACAGUAGGUAGCACAUGUGUACUUCAUUGAUGACUGCUGCUAUCGCUAACUCCGUAUUAUUGUUUUUCCAACAUGUGUAAAAUAGAAUGACUAAAAUUCGUUCUACAGCUGUGAAGCAUGUCUGGUGUUACAUUUAGCAUAUCUUAUUAAAAGGCAAUGUAUUAAAAUUAUUUCGUCUUCCGGUUUCCUCAGUUAUGAGACAUACGAGCAAGUAGUGCUGUGUCGGUCGCGAACGAAUCGGAUGUAAGAGCCGGCUCGCGUCGUUGGGAGUCAAUUGGGAGCGGAUAAGUUUUUUUCCUCUUUUUUUCUGUUAAUGGCAAAUGUCAUUGAUCAAUAUGUGUGGCGGCGUCCCUGUGUCCACACUGAGCGGGGCAGGGGCGGGGUUAGACACGCUGUGGUGCUCUUAGAGCAGAUUCGUUCAUGAGGAAUUAGAAUGAAGAGAUUUGACCUAUUUUGACUUAAUUUGUCUGAUGAGAUGGGUCUUUCUUUUUGUAUUUCAUUUAUAAUAUAACAUUAUAAUAUAUUUUUGUAGCUGCUCAUUGAGGUUGAAAUGAAUCCAUUAAAAUAAUAAACACUUGAUAUCAGGUAUUUUUUAAAUUAGUAAUCCAUUUUACACAAUACACAUACUUUGGUAAUAAAAUUAAUUGAAGACAAAAAAAUCUGAGGAGCCACUAGGGAUCCGAAAGAGCCGUCUUUUUUGUGAACCGUGCCAAAAGAACCGGCUCUCUAUAAAGCACCGAAAUUUCCAUCACUACUAGUAAGUGUAUCAUAAUCGAUCAAUCGGUGAACUUCAUUUAGUUUAGCUUGUUUGUUUAUCCAAUCAGAGAGCGGUACAUAGAGGUGGGCGUGACCUCUCUGCUGCUCUCUUCCGUAUUGACGUCUUUUGGAGUGUUGGGUAGCGUCCGGCUGUUACCCUUGGCAUUAUUUACUCAUUUUUCCAUGUUAACAUCAUGGUUCGUGUGUUUGGUGCAUUCUAACGUCAGCUUUUUUUCCUCUUUUUUUGUGGCACUUGUAAGACGUUUUCAUUACUGUUUUGUCUUCUAACGUUUACCCAGGCUGACUUUUUCAGGAAACAGUUUGUUCUUAUUGUAGACAAAUGUACAUGUGUAAAUAUUUAAACAACUCUAUUGUUUUAUAGAAAUUUUGAUUUGGUGCGAACAAAACAAUAAUAAACAAUCGAACAUCGACCUGAGUUCAUUGACUUACUUGCAAAGCGCCUUCCGAGCCAGCAGGUGGCAGUGCAACAUAUGGCUAAUUUAUUGUCUAUGAAGUCCAAGUUAUAAAACCCCUGAAUAAAACUAUGACAUAUGAGAGAUUCAGUGAAUUAAUCAAUCAGUCGUGGGGUUGUUGCUAAAUUAUACAUUUUACAACUGUUGGCAUCAACUAGAACUGACUCAGUGACCUCUCCCCAAAAUUCCCACAGACACACUUCAAAAUCUUUAUAAAGUCUUUUCAGGUGUCAUGGAUACUUUUUAUGCAUUUUCGAGAUGAUUGUUUAUUUGGUCCAACACCCAAGAGUACACACACUAAGACACUAUUGUUGUAUGCUGCAUGGUGCAAAGUGUCACGUUUUUUUUUAUAAAAUUUCACCAAUGAA